AUGCACCAGUACAAUUUUUUGUUCGCGUAUAUAGUGGCUGUUGUUCUAGUUUUCAUCGCAGGUGCAAACGCCAAUUCGUUUUCGCCAGCCUCAGUUGACGUAGUCCAAGCUGAGGCUGCCAAGCAGAACUCGUUUCUUCGAGCAAUCCACACAACUGAGGGUAACGACAAGCACGAUGACGACGAAGAGCGACUCCUGAGCUACAUUGCUCAAUUUAUUCCUGGGACUGCGACCCGUCAAUUUAAAAAAGAAACCGAUAACAUAUUGGCUAGUUUGGAGAAGUUGACGUUAGACAUGAUGUACAGCAAGAUGAUGUCGGAGACAAAUUUCAGAAACCAGAUGUUUGCGGAGUGGCGUAAAGAGAAAAAAUCGUAUCGCAAGAUCACAAAACGUUUGAAGGCGCAAGGCAGAACGGAUGUCCAUUACACUAACCUCGCGAACCAAUUCCGUUCGUAUCUGGAAUCUGUUGGAGAUAAAAAGCUUGCAGGGGUUAAGAAACUGAGGAAAGUUGAUAGGGUGGAGUGAAACGAAGCGGUGUUCAAAAAAAAUCGUGGACCUAUAUACUGUCGUUUCUAUCGUACUCAUUUUCAUCAUCAAUGCCGGGUCCCGUAUUCCCGUAAAUAUGACCUCGUUGGUAAGCUGGUCUCAAUUAAGGGGCACGAACAUAAUGGUCUCCAGUUCAUCUGCGCUCGCUCAUAUGCUUCCUUUGACAACCGAACAGUGGAAAAGAGUCGAGGAGCCGAAAUAUAUAAAUUUGCUUAGAACGUCAC
This is a messenger RNA of Phytophthora nicotianae INRA-310, 770 nucleotides long. RefSeq lists its product as hypothetical. Lineage: Eukaryota; Oomycota; Peronosporomycetes; Peronosporales; Peronosporaceae. The coding region runs from base 1 to 525 and encodes 174 amino acids. The transcript has a single exon. The record is from RefSeq and is a predicted model, not a curated record.